UCGUUACGACAACUGUUGACCCAAAAUCCGUUAUAACAAAUCCUUCAAAAGUUUUUUUCCUAUUUGGUAUACCGGAAAAACUUCUUCCCUUAAUUCCCUGUCCUUCUUCUUCUUCUUCUUCUUCUUCUUCUUCUCCUUUUCACUUUCCUCUCAUCCCUCCGCCUCUCCGAAAAGCUAUUCUUUGAUGUAAUUCUCCAGCAAUUUGAUGCAGUUUGUAAAUUAGAAUCGUGAAGAUUCAACGUUAAAGGACGUUCAGUAACAGUGGUCAAUACAUAAGUAGUUGAUGUGAAUGGCCAUAUGCCUGAUGUUUUGAUGAACUCCACUCUCUAUGCAAGUGAUUUAAUACAAUGUUUGGUAAUUACAAGUCUCAGCUUAUUGGAGGACAAAAAGAAAAGUUUGUAAGGUUGGAAGACGCUAACUCUGACUUAUCAUUUAAGUCCGAUAUGGCUGGAAGGACAAAGUUUGGCUUUAAUAUAGAGGGGAUGACUACUGGUGGGCGUCCAAACAACCCAUCCAAGUCGAUAAAACUAGGAGUAAAAAGAGGAUCUGAGGGACUAAUGACAUUUGGCCGAACACUGAAAUCUGGUGUUACCCGUGCAGUUUUUCCAGAAGAUCUUAAAGUUUCUGAUAGAAAGAUAUUUGAUCCUCAAGACAAGUCUCUCCUGUUCUGGAAUAGGCUAUUGGUCAUAUCAUGUAUUUUUGCAGUAUCUGUUGAUCCUCUAUUUCUCUUCCUUCCUGUUUUUAAGAGUGAAGGGAUGUGUCUCCAUAUAGAUGAAAGUUUAGCAAAAGUAGUAAUCAGUAUGCGGACAAUACUUGAUUUGUUUUACGUCAUCCGCAUGGUUCUCCAAUUUCGAACGGCUUACAUUGCUCCCUCUUCCCGUGUUUUUGGGCGAGGCGAACUUGUUAUAGAUCCCAAACAAAUAGCAAGCAGAUAUAUCCAGCGUUAUUUUGUGGUGGAUCUUCUUUCUGUUCUUCCUUUACCGCAGCUUGCGGUAGCGAGAUAUCUUGAUGGAUCAAAAGGUUCGGAUGUAUUGGGUACAAAGAGAGCGUUAGUGGUCAUCAUCAUCCUUCAAUAUAUUCCUAGAUUUUUGCGAUUUGUUCCAUUAAGUUCGGAUUUGAAAAAGACUGCGGGGGUAUUUGCAGAAACUGCUUGGGCUGGUGCUGCAUAUUAUCUGUUGUGGUUUGUGCUGGCUAGUCACGUAAGUAACUUCUCAAGUCUGUUCAUUAUUGCAUUUGGUAGUACUGUUAAUUGCUUUUGUUUUUCCAUUCUGGGACAAGAAGAAUUACCAACUCAUGUUGCUACAAUUUAUCGUGAAUUCUUUUGCCUGAUAAGGUUCUGACAUAAAGUGACCAGUCAUUACAUAAAAUAAGAAUGUAUAUAAUUAAAAAGAUAAAACAUCAGGCUACCAUACUCUUAAGGAAUCACUUUAGUAUUUAGUGAAGCUUAGUUUUUUAUCAAAAUGCUUACUAAAAGACCCUUUAUAAGUAGUUGGUUUUCCACUCUGCUUUUUUCUGGUUCUCGGACUAGAAUAUGGAAAUUCUGUGAUAGCUGUUCCUUUUUCUAGAUUUCAUAGUACAAAUGUUAUCCCCGCCAAUAUUG
Messenger RNA from Nicotiana tabacum (common tobacco), 1600 nucleotides. NCBI's taxonomy places the organism in Eukaryota, Viridiplantae, Streptophyta, Magnoliopsida, Solanales, Solanaceae. The record is from RefSeq and is a predicted model, not a curated record.